Molecule: messenger RNA, 3462 nt
Organism: Capsaspora owczarzaki ATCC 30864
Lineage: Eukaryota; Filasterea; Ministeriida; Capsasporidae
Product: ATP-dependent DNA helicase Rep
Exons: 6
Coding region: 23-3241 (1072 amino acids)
Biological process (GO): recombinational repair
Cellular component (GO): nucleus
Molecular function (GO): ATP binding; DNA binding; 3'-5' DNA helicase activity
Source: RefSeq, a predicted model, not a curated record
GUUUCGUGCUUUAUUCUCUCAAAUGAGCAGCACCAGCGAAAUCGAACGCCUGGUGGCCGAGCUCCCGCCCGUCGACUUGAGCUCCAUGAACGAGCAGCAACGCGCUGCCGUGACUGCACCCGGCGGCGUGGUGUGCGUCGUGGCAGGUCCCGGCAGUGGCAAAACGCGGGUCAUUGUGCACCGAGUGGCGCACCUCAUCCAGACCGGCACUGACCCGCGCACCAUCCUCCUCGUCACCUUCACCAACAAGGCUGCCGCUGAGAUGAAGAGCCGUCUGCAGCUGCUCGUCCAGGAGCCCCUCGCCAAGCUCGUCAUGGCAGGCACCUUCCAUUCGGUGUGCGCGCGGUUUUUGCGUCGCCAUGCGCGCGACGUCGGACUGAGCUCCAACUUUUCCAUCAUUGACACGGAAGACGUGAAAGCACUGCUCAAGCGUGUGAUUCAAGAGCUCAAGGACACGAAAUGGCCCAAGGGCAAACCGCGCGACGUUAUCGAAGUUCGCACCUGCAUGCAAGAAAUAUCAAAGUGGAAAAACCAAAACGUGACGCCACAGGAAGCGCGCGUCCAGCUGCAGAAGAAGACAGCCCAGCACUAUGAAAAGCACAACAUGGCGCACGCUGCGGACGUGUUUGAAGCAUAUGAGAGGAAUCUGCGCGCAUCAAACUUGCUCGACUUUGACGACUUGAUGCUGUUUGGCCUUCGCCUCUUCCGUACCAACGAGCGUGUGCUGGCACCGUACACCCAGGCGCUCGUCGACGAGUUCCAGGACACCAACAAACUGCAGUUCUCGAUGGCAGAGACCAUGUUCCGCACCGUGCACAACAUUACGGUUGUAGGCGAUCCAGAUCAGUCGAUUUACGGGUUUCGAUUCGCAGAGCCAACGAGCUUCAAGCGCAUCCAAGAAAUCGACCCCGCACGCACAACUGUAAUCUCGCUGAUUCAAAACUACCGCUCGACGAACAGUGUCCUUCGCCUCGCCCGCACUGUCAUCUCGAGCAAGAGCAACGCGGAAAGCCUUGAGCUUUUUACCGAGAAUGGAGAUGGAGUCCCUGCUACCUUCCUCCAAGCUCAAGACCCAGACGAGGAAGCACGCGUCAUUGCGUACGAAAUUAUGCGUCUCGUUCGCAACUGCAACCUCAAGUUCUCGGAUUUUGCCAUUCUCGUGCGUGUCAACGCAAUGACACGUGCCAUCGAAACUGCACUCGCUUCCUACCAGCUCCCGUAUCGCAUGGUUGGAGGACUGCGCUUUUUCGAUCGCAAGGAAAUUCGUGAUUGCGUUGCUCUGCUCAGGCUCGUUUCCAAUCCAUCGGAUUUCAUUUCGUUUGAGCGCGUGGCAAAUGUGCCCAAACGAGGCGUCGGCGAUUCGUCCAUCUCGAAGAUCAUCGAUGAAGCGCUCAUGUACCGCACUAAUCCGCUGGGAUUGAUCAUGGAGCAUGAUCGGGUUACUGGAAUGAACGUCAACGCCUGGACCAGUCUUCAAACGUUUUGCGAGCUGUUGCUCGACUGUCGCAUGCGCCACAUGUCUGGAAAGCUGAACGUCCGAGAUAUGCUGCACACAAUCCUGACCAGAAUUGGGUACUUUGCACAUCUGGAAGCCACUGAGCCUGACGACUACAAGACUCGCAUCGAGAACGUCAACGAACUGCUUGCUAUUGCUGCGCGCUUUGAUGCAGAAGGCCUCUCGGCCGCUGAAGUCGUUUCCCUUUCCACACAACGCGAUGCAAACCAAGCCCAAGCGCAAGCCACGACGCAAUCCGCUACUACGCCAAACCCUGCUGCUGCUGCGCCCGAGGCUCCUGCCAAAAAGCUGACUCUGAAAGAAAAAACAGCCCAGAAGGCACGCCAGUCCGCACUGUACCGAUCCGCUGUUGCAAUGACAAUGCACGGUUCGGGGCGUUCGAUCAGCGAAUUCGCCGAGCUCGUGUCGUUGCAGUCGAGCACGGACUCGGCCGAAACCGCCGAUGCCAUUGUCGUUUCGACUUUGCACGCUGCCAAAGGGCUUGAAUGGGCAUGCGUGUUUUUGCCUGGUGUCGAGGAGAUGAUGCUGCCACACUACAUGGCGGUCUCGACGGACAACCCUGAGAGCAUUGCCGAGGAGAAGCGCUUGCUGUAUGUUGGCGUGACGCGCUCGCAGUUUUUCGUCUACUUGUCUGCUUGUACCUCUCGGUACACUGGCGCGGGACAUGUGGUCUAUCCCGACCUCUCGCGAUUUCUUUCAUCCAUUGUGGAUUCGCCGCGCUUGCCCAAGAGUCUGCCCUUUAUCAACGACGACGUUAAAUCCGCGCUUCAGAAGGUGGUCAAGCGGCACGGGGACCAUGCCGCCCCUUCCAGCAGCGUCUCCGAUGCGAGCCUACGCGCGAUACGAAACUCAUCCUUUGUCUUGCGCGAAUCUGACGAGUCUGAGAUUGUCAACCCCGACUUGACCAAAGUGCUUGCUCUUGCACGUGCUGCAGCCAGAUCUGCAGCCAGAUCUGCCGCCGCUGCAGCAAUUGUUCCUUCUUUGGUCUCAUCAACGACUGCGCCGCCCGCUCUGUAUGAUUCUUCGACGUCCGCAUUCUCACCCGUGUCGACUUCUGCAAGCAAGGCUUUGCAAUCGAACGCUGGCAACGACGUCGACAUCGACGUCAAGGUCAAGGCCCACCAGAAUGAUGGCAGUCCGCAGCCAGCGAGCUCAAGCCAAAGUCUGGCUGUUCGACCCAACAGAGCGGUUUCGUUGCCCAGUACGUUGAACGCUGCCGCAAGCAAACCACUCAUCGAUCUUCAGGAUAGCGACGUUGAAUGCACCGAAGGCGAGGGCACGGAAUUGGUAAAGCCCAAGCAAUCCGAGAGUGAGUUGCUCUCGAACUAUGGCGGAUUUUCCAAAGCGGGAACAGGAGCGGCGCCUUCCAAAGGUGCACAUGGUGCGAAACCGAAAGCCGCUGGGAAGGCAGCCUCGGCAGGCUCACCCAAAUCGAACAAGUCCUUGCAGUCGGGGACGUCCUCUUCGUCGCCCAUGGUCGUCGAUGAUGACUCGGAGGCAGAUGAGACUGACCGACAGGCUGGACGCACAGGGUUGGAAAACAGCCCGCUCGUCAACACCAUCGAUGAUGGAGGAGCGACUGCCUCAAGUGCAAGUACAGCAAACACAUCUUUGCCUUCACCCCGCUCGAAGCGCAGAGCCGAGGAAGAUGCAGCAGUUGCGCGCGACGUUCCCCUGCGUCGUGGCCGUUCACUGGGCAUGAAGCGCCCGCGUCUCAUUCGCUGAGUUUUGACGUGUAUGUUUUCGUUUUCGUUGUGAUGGUUCAUGUUCCGUUGGAUGUUGUCUCAGUGCGGGAUUGCAAGUUAUACUGCAGCAUGUUGUGCGGUUGGGAAAUUUAGCACUGUUCGGAUCAUGCUCAACUGACAAAAUGGAAGGAUACGACGAGGAUGGUGUGACCCGAGAGAGUCUCAAGAAGUUCAACGUUCUAAUCAAACGUGUUGGAGAUC